This is a messenger RNA of Olea europaea var. sylvestris, 5666 nucleotides long. RefSeq lists its product as uncharacterized. The transcript is spliced from 10 exons. Gene Ontology annotation, molecular function: protein binding. Bases 106 to 5463 code for a protein of 1785 amino acids. Lineage: Eukaryota; Viridiplantae; Streptophyta; Magnoliopsida; Lamiales; Oleaceae. The record is from RefSeq and is a predicted model, not a curated record.
UUUGCCGUUGCCCUAUUUCCCCACCUUGGCUUCCUCUGCACCUGUACGCACUCGAUCCAAAAGAUUUCUUUUCUUCUCUCUACAACUCACCCAUCUUGCUCUCUAAUGGCUGACUACGCUGAGUUCGAUUCCCGCCCUAACCAGAUCUCCAAAGAUGUGCAAGGAUCCAACAACACCAUUCCACUUUCGCCACAGUGGCGUCUGCCAAAGCCUGGGGAGAAUAAAACUGGAUCAGUAACUGGGGAAAACCAAUUCACUCCACUUCCAAGCCCUGCCAAUUCUGUGGAUAUUGCGAAAUCACCUGGAACAGGUGAGAGUUUGCAUGAUAAACAUAAGAAGAAAGAUGUUUUCCGACCAUCUGCCCUGGGUAUGGAAUCUGGUCGUAGUGAUCGCUGGCAUGAUGAAGAAAGGGACACCAAUUCAUCUGUCCGUAAAGAUCACUGGAGGGAGGCAGAUAAAGAGCUCGAUGACAACCGCAAGGUGGAUCGCCUGACUGGCUCAUCUGGACGACGCCAUGGAGAGGCCCGUCGUGCCACAGGGGAACGAUGGGCUGAUUCUGGAAAUAGAGAAAGCAGUCAGGAUCAACGUAGCAAAUGGAGCACUCGCUGGGGGUCUGAUGGGAAAAAGACUGAUACUAUGCGUGAGAAGUGGGAGGACUCUAAAAAGGAAUCUGACGUGCUGUUUGAUAAAGGACCAUCCCAUUCUCCAUACCUUAGGAAGAAUGAGAAGGAUGUGGACCAGUAUCGAACUUGGAGAUCUAACACUUCAUACAGCCAAGGCAGAGUGGAGCCGUCGCACCAGGCACUGACCCCAAACAAAGAGGUUACUACAUUUGCGCAUGGUCGCGGACAUGGAGAAAAUCUUGCUCCAACCUUUUCUCUUGGUAGGGGAAGGAUUAGCUCUGGGGGAAGCUCUGUGACCAAUACUUAUAUUCCUCCACAACCAGCUGGAUCUUCUAUAGAAAAGGUCGAAAAUGGCCUUGAAGAGCGUUCUUCGUUAAUAUAUAGCCGGACAAAAUUGCUUAAUGUGUACAGCAUAACUGAUAUGAGAUCCUUUUCAAAGCUUUUAGGGGAGGUUGAUCAUGUUCCUUCCCUCACUCUGGAAGAACCUUUAGAACCUCUGGCUUUUUGCACCCCCACUUCUGAAGAAUUGGUUAUCUUGAAGGGAAUUGACAAAGGAGAAAUCAUUAGUGUCACUCCGCAGAUUGCUAAAGAAGGAUCAGUUGGUCGAACCACAACUGAUUCUGUGCAGUUAAAAGGAAGCAGGCUUGGCAGUAGAAAUGAUUUGCCCCUUGCUCUUUAUGAUCCUAAAAGUGAAAUUGUGGACAAUGUUGAAGGUGGUCAUUCAAACUAUUCAGAAAGCUUGUCCCACGAGAAGCAUAUCUAUUCUUGGCCAAAUGCGAAACUGAAGACAGUGCAGGAUUAUCAGGCGUUUGCUGAUCACAAGUUGAAUCCUGAAGCCCUGAAUGAAGAUAGAUCUUCUUAUAUGAAGAAUGAGGACACGACCACCACUAUAGAAUCAAGAAUGCCAGAAAAUUCUUCAAUGCUUCCCGUGGGUGCUUGGAGAUCUUCAUCUUUCUUAGAGCAUUCCAAGUCAGCUAUACAUGAUUGGAGAGAGAUAUCUAGAGAUGUGCAAAAGGAUUUGACCGGUGCGUGGGAGAACAAUUUGGCAGAUCCAACAAAUGCCAAAAGAGAAGGAUCCAAAUUGCAGAUAGUUGAUGAUUCUAUUCUGAGAAGGCAACCAUCUGCAGUGUUUGACAGGGAGCUGGAAUCACGCAAGAAUUCUCAGCCAUCUCCGGAGGAUCUAGUUCUUUACUACAAGGACCCUCAAGGUGAAAUUCAAGGUCCUUUUGCUGGGAGCGAUAUAAUUGGAUGGUUUGAGGCUGGAUAUUUUGGCAUAGAGUUGCAAGUUCGCCUGGCCAGUGCACCGGCUGACUCCCCAUUCUAUUUACUUGGGGAUGUGAUGCCCCACUUACGUGCCAAAGUUAAACCACCUCCUGGAUUUAGUACCCCUAAUCCUGAUGAUAUUCAAGUUGCUUUUGGUAGGUCUAACCAUAACAGCUCUGGGAAGCUUCACUCUGCCUCAAGUGAGGCUGAUACGAUAAAGAGUGAGCCAAGAUAUAUACAUGGUCAGACAAUGGAGGCUGAGAACAAGUUUUUGGAGUCACUGAUGUCUGGCAGUACGAGUAGUGCCCCACUUGAGAAGUUUACUGUCUCAGAAGAUAUGCAGGGAUACAUGGGGAUUAAUUCGAGAGCAUUACCUCCUGUGGGUGCAGGUAGUGGGGAUGACUCGCAUCUGUUGGCCAAAAUGAUGACACUGGAGAGGCAGAGUUCUCUGACAAAUUCUUAUUCACAUUGGCCUGGAAGAGAUUUAGGUUCCCAUUUGGCAAAGACUGAUGUUGUAAAUGACUCCUUACUAGCACAUUUGAAUCUUGACUCUUUAAUUUUAGACAAUGCUAGUGCACCGAAUAAUUCUCAGAAUGUGGACUUAAUGUCUAUCAUUCGAGGCUUACCAGACAGAUCUACAAAUAAUGUCAUCAAUGGAACUAGUGGUUGGUUGAAUUUACCAGGUCAAGGGGGGUUGGGCCCACAUCAGGAUAAGUUGGACAUGCAUCCUGGUCAGAAUUUUCCUCCCCAAGCUGCGUUGGGAACACAACAGCAGAGGUUAGAGUCACAAAAUUCAUUGUUAUCAAAUCUCUUAGCGCAAUCUUCUAAUAAUUCUUCCAGCAUGUUAACCCCAGAAAAACUGCUCUCUUCUGGUCUCUCUCAAGAUCCACAACGUUUAAGUUCAUUGCAACAGCAGUAUUUGUUGCAGCUGCACUCCCAGGCCCCAGUUGCAUCACAACAGCUGUCACUUUUGGAUAAACUGUUGUUGCUUAAGCAGCAACAAAAACAGGAGCAGGAAGAGAGAGUGCGCCAGCAGCAACAAUUGCUUUCGCAUGUGCUCUCGGAGCAUCACCCCUACCAGAAGUUUGUCGAGUCGCCGUUUGUGCAAUUGCAGACUUCUGGUCUGUCAUGUGGAAAUGCUUCUAGUGAUCAUGCUCAGUUUCAGGAAUCACGUGAAUUGUUUCAGACUGAUUCGCAGCUAGCUCCCGCUCUCAAUUUGCAAGAUGAAAGUGCUUCUAAUGUGAUUUUACCUUCUAGCGUUUCCCAGAAUGAUAGCUUGAAUGUUGGUUCUGAAGCCCGUUCUGUGCAUCUGCCUCAUCAAAUUUUUGGGCAUACCAUCCAUCAAAGGAACUGGGAUGCCUGUUUGCCAGAACAAGUUGAUAACAUGCAGCAGAAGGAUUUUCCAAUGACAACAGCCAUCGUGGAUACUUUUACGGGUUCGGAAUUGCCAAACAGAUAUCCAUUUGAGCUGAAAGUACAUAAUGCUGAGGCCAUUAAAGUGGCAUCAUCUGCUGAUGCUCCAAGUUUUCCACCUGGGGAACAUUUGGGAAAAUCAGUUGCACUGCAAUUGGCAGGUUGUGAUAAUGAGUUGUUUGUUUUGGAAAAUGCAAAUGCAGUUGUAGUGCCUCCGACCACAGCAUUUGAACCCCAAGAUUUAGGAGAAACUCACAAUGAUGAUUUCCUUGGGGUGAAGGAAGUGAAAAAUGCUGAAACACCGGAGGUGAAAAAAUCAUCUGCCAAGAAGUCAAAAAAGCAGAAGGCUUCAAAGGCACAAUGCCCCGACUCAGCAAAGGGAGUCUUUAAGACGAAGAAGGCAGAAUCAUCAGAAAUUGAGGGGACAAAUAUUGAUAAUGCAGUGUCUGAGCUGCAAACUGUUGAAGAAGAGAGGAAAACUAAUGAAGUUACUUCUGAUGGUGGAGAUUUUCUGCAGGCCCAAACCUCAUUGCCUGCACAUAUGUUUGCGGAUGAAGGUGAGGUUACCAAGAAUAGAGGUCAGACAGGAGAAGUAUCACAGUUCAAUACCCAAGCACAUACUGGGCAACGAGUCUGGAAGCCAACUCCUGGUUUCAAGCCAAAAUCACUAUCAGAAAUUCAACAGGAAGAGCAGAAGAGAGCACGAGAAAAAGAAAUUGCAGCUUCUGAGAUCUCAACAGCUCUGAGCUCAAUGAGUGUCUCUACUCAUUGGGCCGGGAUGGUUGCGAAUUCAGAUCACAAGGCACUUGGUGGAACAUUACAAGAUUCUGCCACCACUAAGUUAAUUUUGGGAAAAUCUGAGAGUUUCUCAAACCAAGAGAGUCCAUCACAUGAUCUAAUUUGGGAAACUAAUGUGGCCAAGUCAAGUGAGAUUCUGAUCUCCACAUCUAGUCUACCUCCUGUAUCUCUUGAUUCAGUGGAUGAUGAUAACUUUAUUGAGGCUAAAGAUACUAAAAGAAGUCGUAAAAAGUCUGCUAAAGCCAAGGUUGCAGGAGUUAAGGUCUCAGUGCCUGUUGUUUCACUGGAUUUAUCUGUUGGAUCAAAUUUCAUAGACAAAGGUAACAACUCUCAUCAGAUACAGCAGAAGGAAAUAUUACCUGCAGUUCCCUCUGGCCCUUCCUUGGGGGAUUUUGUUACCUGGAAGGGGGAGUCGACAAAUCCAUCCCCUGCUCCUGCCUGGUCGACUGAGUCUGUGAAGUUUCAGAAGCCAACAUCAUUGAGGGACAUCCUUAAGGAACAGCAGAGAACUGUUUCUUCUGGAUCGGAGGGAACUCCAGUGCCGACACCUCAGAAAUCUACUUUCAACCAGCCUGCCCAUGGAGUUGGUUCUUCAUCGUUGUCUUCUGCCAAAGCUGCAUCCUCAAUCCAAAUCAACUCGUCAGCUUCUUCUCACUCAAAACAUAAAGUUGAUGACGAUCUAUUCUGGGGCUCAUCAGAGCAACCUAACCAUGAGGCUAAGCAGUCAGAUUUUCCUCUACUUGGAAGCCAAGGAAGUUGGGGAAGCAAAAUUACCCAGACCAAAGGAGGAACCCCUGGAAAGACAUUGAAUCGACAGAAGUCCAGUGGUGGCGGGCCUGGGGAGUAUACAAUUUCAUCAUCACCUACCUCUUCCCAGCCAUCUUUGAGAGGGAAAAAGGAUGCCUUGACUAAGCAUUCAGAGGCAAUGGACUUUAAGGAAUGGUGUGAGAACGAGUGCUUCAGACUUGUUGGGUCAAAAGAUACAAGUUUCUUGGAAUUUUGUAUAAAGCAAUCUAGGGCAGAAGCUGAAAUUCUUCUAAUGGAGAACCUUGGCACCUUUGAUUCCAACCGUGAGUUCAUCGACAAGUUUCUAAAUUACAAAGAUUUUUUGCCUAUUGAUGUUAUUGAUAUCGCCUUCAAAACACGGAACGAUCAACAAGCCACUGCCUCGGGUGUGGGAGAUAUGACUUCCGACUAUGUUGGCAUUGGGGGCUCCAACCGAGGUGGUGUGGAUUCUACCGAUGGGGGCCCGAAAGGAGGCAAAAAGAAGGGGAAGAAAGGGAAGAAGGUAAGCCCAUCAGUGCUGGGAUUUAACGUCGUUAGCAACCGAAUAAUGAUGGGGGAAAUCCAGACAAUUGAUGAUUAGGUAUGUAGUGGGAAAUUGUAAAUACUUUUUAUUGAGACUGACUCUUUAACCGAGGGUUUUUUAUUCCUCCAUAGAGCAACUGCAGCAGUCAAUUUGAUCUGCUUGUGCAAUUUUGUUUAGUUGCCUUGGCUGUAUGUUUUAAUUUACUGACCAAAGAAUUCGAGGUUUAAUUGAAAUAUGGACGUAGUUUUGUAAUUCAUGCA